Labeo rohita (rohu) is the source of this 1229-nucleotide messenger RNA. RefSeq names its product protein PERCC1. Bases 232 to 996 code for a protein of 254 amino acids. NCBI's taxonomy places the organism in Eukaryota, Metazoa, Chordata, Actinopteri, Cypriniformes, Cyprinidae. The transcript is spliced from 2 exons. The record is from RefSeq and is a predicted model, not a curated record.
ACGAAGCGGCCGCCGUGCGCGCCAGUUUCCGUUCGUCUCUCCGGUUGCUGGGAGCCAAGACAAACUCACGCUCUGUUUGAGCAGAACACAAUUACAGACGUGCGCGUAAAUAUUUGCUCAGAAAACAGACUCCCCACGAGCGAUGGGUAUAAAUGAGCAAACCGCUAAUUAUCCAUAACGCGAAACGGCCAGCAGGACUUCAACGAGCGACAUCCAUAGAGCGUUAUACGGAUGGCAGCAAGCGUUAUCAGGACACUGAGUAAUCUGGGUUUGGCGAAACCCUUCUCUCCCUGCUUCUUUCCGGCUGAGGAUGAGGAGGAGACUGAAGAAGAAUAUGAAGAGGAGCUGAGAGAAGACAGUUUGGAGGAGGAAGAGGAUGCAGUGGCCAAUGAAUCUCAAGAGGAAGAGCCAUGGAGUUUUGAUUCGUCCCCCAAUAACGCUGAGAUGACCAGUCAGCUCCUUCGGUUUGCUGAACUCAUCAGCAGCGACGUCCAACGCUACUUCGGCCGAAGCCAAGACCCUGAUGCCUGUGACAUCUAUGCAGAGAGACCGUGUCCAAAAGUCGGGGGCCGCCAGAGAUACUAUGCUGACUUCAUCAAAGUUGCAUCUUCAGGGCAGGCGGAGGAGCCUGAGUCGCUCGGGCCCCUGGCGGAGCUCUUUCAAGACGCUCAAAGGAAAGGACGAGGUUUGCCCAUGAACCAACGCCGCCUGCCAAUCAGUUUCUGGACAGAGCCUUUCGCACAACAGCUUGAUGUGUUAGGUGAUACAAACACGCAAGAGAACUUGCUCAGUCUGAUCAACACAUCAGAGAGCUCCAGCAACAUCAACACUUCACUGAGCGUAUUCAGUAACACGAGCGUUUGCACCAUGAGCAGCUCCAGUAUCUCAGGGACUCUCAGUAGCUCAAGCACCCCAGACUUCAGUGAUUUACUUGCUCACUGGGCCAUGGACAGAGAGAAUCCCAAUGAAUUCAACUGUGACUUUCCACUAUCAUAAUCAAUUACCCUGUGUUCUGCACUGCCAAAUAUCAUGUUGUUAAUUUGUACUUAAAACUUUUCUUCUUGUUUUUAAUGUUCGUCUUGUUUUCCAGUAAAAUAUCUACACAAGAUAUUGUGACAUUUAAAAAAACAAAAGGUCCGUUCUCAUGUUUUUAUUAGUUUUAAUCUGAAUAUUUUUUUUCUAACUGUUGUUUUGUGGCAGUGUAUUCAGUACUACUUUUUUUUUUUAAA